Messenger RNA from Histoplasma capsulatum G186AR, 2115 nucleotides. Its product is annotated as long chain fatty acid oxidase. The transcript is spliced from 3 exons. Gene Ontology annotation, molecular function: long-chain-alcohol oxidase activity; flavin adenine dinucleotide binding. Lineage: Eukaryota; Fungi; Ascomycota; Eurotiomycetes; Onygenales; Ajellomycetaceae. The coding region runs from base 1 to 1896 and encodes 631 amino acids. The record is from RefSeq and is a predicted model, not a curated record.
AUGGUUUCUCCGUUGACGUCUACCACUGUUGAAAUAUUGGAAAGUCCUUUGCCUCCGGCUCCCGCCGCUAGUACUGUUCUAACCCCGUUACAAUGGAAAACGCUUCUGGCCCUGGCAGAUACUGUUAUCCCCUCCAUCAGACCAAGAAGCGCCGCCGUGUGUCCUGGUGCUUGUACGAUCAGUGAUGCUGAGUUUGCACUUGCAACUCAUACCCUUCAGUCUGUUCAGAAUGACUUUGCGCACUCCGACAUCGCCGUUCAGUUUCUCGCCGAAAAUGCUUCUUCUGUCCCCGAAUUCAAAGAGAGCAUGUGUCGUGUGCUCGGUCAACAAAUCCCAGAUGAGGCGAGGCGAGGUAUCAGCGUCAUCCUCAACGCCCUCAAUAGUCGUCCUGUGGCUCUCGCCUUGACUGGAUACGCAGCCCCUAUCCAGUGUCAGCCUUAUCCUGUUCGCGAAGCAAUUUUUCGAGGCUGGGCUACUUCAGUUCUUCCACCCAUCCGCAGCUUAUACCGUUCGCUGAUUGCACUCUUCCACAAAGCAUGGGUCCCUUUAAGCCCAACCCUCCCUGCUAUUAUCGGCUUCCCCAGGGUACCUGUCAAUUUCACUCCUGUGGAAGGUUACCCCUACGAAUUUAUGCAAUUCCCUCCUGGUGACAAUACCGAAGCUAUCAUGACUGAUGUAGUCAUCAUCGGUAGCGGUUGCGGUGCAGCUGUAGCGGCAAAAAACAUUGCGGAAGCAGGCCACAAUAAUACGGGCAACCAGGAACAUAAUUGUGGGCACUGCACCCUGGGUUGUGGAUCUUGUGGCAAGAAGGGUCCCCAGGUGACCUUUCUGGCCGACGCUGCCCGCGCAGGCGCCCAAUUUAUUGAAGGAUUCCACGCUGAGAGGAUCUUGUUUAAAGAGGGUAAUGCUGGGAACUGUCUUGCUCAUGCAAUUGAAGGAACUUGGACUUCAAGGGACCUCAAUCGAGGCAUUAGUGGAAAGCCUGUCAUUACGCGUAAGGUGGUAAUCAAGGCCAAAAAAGUCAUUGUGGCAUGCGGUUCUUUGCAAAGCCCCCUGUUGCUGCUCAGGAGUGGCUUGAAAAAUCCACAAAUUGGGCGUAAUUUGUACUUACAUCCAGUUGUUCUCCUAUCUGCCGUAUUUGGAGAAGAAAUGAAACCAUGGGAAGGGGCCAUUCUCACAGCUGUGAUAAACGAGUUCGAAGAAUUGGAUGGUCGCGGACACGGAGCGAAAAUCGAAACGGUAACAACAGUGCCCUCGUUUUUCCUCCCAGUGUUCCCUUGGACCAAUGGCCUUGAGUACAAGCGCUUUGUUUCAAAACUUCGCAACAUGGCUGGGUUCAUCACUGUAACCCGUGAACGAUACGGUGGGAGAGUUUACCCUGACCCCGUCGACGGCAGAUGUAGAAUAUCCUACACGCCCUCUCUCUUCGAUAGAAAAAAUAUGAUCGAAGCAAUUAUUGGCGCCGCAAAAGUUGCUUAUGUUUGCGGCGCUCAAGAAAUUUAUACCUCAAGUCGUGACAUUCCAUCGUUCAUUCGACCAGAACGUUCAGCAACUGACACUUGCGGGCCCGAAGCAGGCAUCAAUCAUGCUGCAUUCCAAGCCUGGAUCAAAAAAGUACGCCAUACGUACUCACCGCUGUCUCCUGAACAUACCGUGUUUGCAAGUGCCCAUCAGAUGGGUACCUGUCGUAUGGGCACGUCGCCGAAAUCCAGCGUCGUUAGUCCAAGCGGAAAAGUGUGGGGAACUGAAGGGCUUUACGUUGCUGAUGCGUCUGUUUUCCCAAGUGCUAGUGGCGUUAACCCGAUGGUAACGAACAUGGCUAUUUCAGAUUGGACCACCCAGAACAUUUUGAAGGUUCUACACAGUGAAAGAACUCCCGCCAACCCACGACUGUAGGAGAACGAUCCAUGUACAUGCAGCCAAAUUAAUCUAUCGGGUUAGACGGUCUGGCGUCUACCCUGGCUUUCGAUGGCAUUGCUCCGCCUAAAACUGGGAGAUAGCUAAAUGGAUGCCAGAUUUUCCCUCUCCUGUACCUUCUAUCUUUAUCUGAACACCCUUCCUCACACCACCGAUAAAUAGUCUGGGUAUAUGAAUAAUAAGAAUUAUUAAAUACCG